Molecule: messenger RNA, 708 nt
Organism: Dendrobium catenatum
Lineage: Eukaryota; Viridiplantae; Streptophyta; Magnoliopsida; Asparagales; Orchidaceae
Product: protein IQ-DOMAIN 1-like
Exons: 3
Coding region: 1-708 (235 amino acids)
Source: RefSeq, a predicted model, not a curated record
AUGGCCAACCGAAGGGCAGUCAAGCGCCAGACUAUAAACACAUUGCACAACAUGCAAACCCUAGCAAGGGUUCAAGCACAGCUAAGGGAAAGAAAAGUCAGAUUGUCAGAAGAGAACCAAACUCUACACAAGCAGAGGCAACUCAAGCGUGAGAAAGAACUGGAGAAAUUUAAGCUGGGAGAGGAUUGGGUUGACAGUCCGCACUCAAAGGAACAAUUUCAAGCUAAAAUACAGAAGAAACAAGAGGCUGCUCGAAGAAGAGAAAGAACACUAGCUUAUGCCUACUCGCAUCAGUGGAGGAGCAAUUCUGCCAGGUCCAAGAAACCAGCUCUCAUAGAUCCCACAAAGCAACAAUGGGGCUGGAGCUGGCUUGAGCGCUGGAUGGCAAUCAGGCCAUGGGAGACCAACCAAAGCUUUAUCACAGGCAGAGAUUCAUCCUCUAAAAAGAAUGGAGGCUUAAACAAAGCUCCCUCAGUUGCGUCAAAUGAUGAUAUCUGUGGCUUGUUUGGCUUUCAAUCUGAACAACAUAAGAGAAGGCACAGUCUUGGCAGUUCAUUUUGUUUUGGAGACGUUGAGAACAGAGGUAAGUCGCGGUUCCAGGCGCCGCUAACUGGCAAGUCAAAGGCCAAGAAGCCAUUGCCGUUAACUUCUGCUUCAAGGAGGCUUUCAGGCCCCCAAAGGAUGGCAAGCUAUGGGAAGCUAUGGUAG